Messenger RNA from Cololabis saira (Pacific saury), 5328 nucleotides. RefSeq names its product diacylglycerol kinase, eta (gene dgkh). Gene Ontology annotation, molecular function: protein binding; ATP-dependent diacylglycerol kinase activity. Gene Ontology annotation, biological process: intracellular signal transduction; lipid phosphorylation; diacylglycerol metabolic process. NCBI's taxonomy places the organism in Eukaryota, Metazoa, Chordata, Actinopteri, Beloniformes, Belonidae. Bases 193 to 3942 code for a protein of 1249 amino acids. The record is from RefSeq and is a predicted model, not a curated record. The transcript has 30 exons.
AGAAAGAAAGAAAGCGAGAGAGAGAAGCGGAAGGAGAGCAGGGGGGUGUGGGGGGAGAACACGGCCACUUCCACGUCCCAUCACCUCCUCGGAGCGCAGAGUGGCGUGACGCCAGGGCGGCCAGGCGGCUCUCAGUUCUCCAUCUCCCCCGACCCGUCUCUCGUCUCUCCGGAACGGACGCAGGUCUGGACUAUGGAGGAUGUGUACCAUUACAGCCGCAGCCCUGCCUGGGAGGAACUGGAGCCGGAGAAGGGGCCUGCGGCGUCCGCGGCGGGGAUCCAUGCCCAUGUGCUGGGCGCCGGCACCGGCACCGGCCCCGGCGCCAACGACGAGUCCUCCGACAGCGAGGCGGAGCAGGAAGGCCCCCAGAAACUCAUCCGGAAAGUCUCCACCUCAGGACAGAUCAGGAGCAAGACCAGUAUAAAGGAGGGAUUGUUGCUGAAACAGACGAGCUCCUUCCAGAGGUGGAAAAAACGUUACUUCAAACUGAGAGGCCGAACUCUCUACUAUGCCAAAGAUGCCAAGUCCCUUAUCUUCGACGAGGUGGACCUAUCGGAUGCCAGCGUUGCAGAGUCCAGCACGAAGAAUGUCAACAACAGUUUCACGGUGAUCACUCCGUUCCGUAGGCUCAUCCUCUGUGCCGAGAACAGGAAAGAGAUGGAGGACUGGAUCAGUUCGCUCAAGUCCGUCCAGUCCAGAGAGCACUACGAGACUGCACAGUUUAAUGUGGAACAUUUCUCAGGGAUGCACAACUGGUACGCCUGCUCCCAUGCACGGCCCACCUUUUGCAACGUCUGUAAAGAUAGCUUGUCGGGGGUCACAUCUCAUGGCCUCUCCUGCGAAGUGUGCAAAUUCAAAGCUCACAAACGCUGUGCUGUCAGAGCCACCAACAACUGUAAAUGGACGACUCUGGCCUCCAUAGGGAAGGAUAUUAUUGAAGAUGAGGAUGGGAUCGCCAUGCCUCACCAGUGGCUGGAAGGCAACCUGCCUGUCAGUGCCAAAUGUGCUGUGUGUGAUAAAACAUGUGGGAGCGUGCUGAGGCUGCAGGACUGGCGCUGCCUUUGGUGCAAAGCUAUGGUGCACACUGCUUGCAUGGACCUGUACCCUCGUAAGUGUCCUCUAGGUCAAUGCAAAGUCUCCAUCAUUCCACCUACAGCGCUCAACAGCAUCGACUCAGAUGGCUUCUGGAAGGCCACCUGUCCCCCAACAUGUGCCAGUCCCCUCCUGGUCUUCGUCAACUCCAAAAGCGGCGACAACCAGGGGGUGAAAUUCCUCCGACGCUUCAAGCAGCUCCUCAACCCGGCUCAAGUCUUUGACCUGGUCAACGGUGGGCCGCACCUGGGUCUGCGCCUGUUUCAGAAGUUUGACAAUUUUCGGAUCUUAGUGUGUGGCGGUGACGGCAGCGUGGGAUGGGUCCUCUCAGAGAUCGACAGACUCAAUCUACACAAACAGUGCCAGCUGGGGGUGUUGCCCCUGGGCACGGGUAACGAUCUGGCCCGGGUUCUGGGUUGGGGCCCGUCCUGCGAUGACGACACCCAGCUUCCCCAGAUCCUGGAGAAACUAGAGAGGGCCAGCACCAAGAUGCUGGACCGCUGGAGCAUCAUGACCUACGAGAUUAAGAUCCCACCCAAACACAGCUGCCCCACCACGCCUGAGGGAGCCGACGACUGCCAGUUUCACAUUUCAGCCUAUGAAGACUCAGUAGCUGCUCAUCUAACAAAGAUCCUCAACUCGGAGCAGCACUCUGUGGUCAUCUCCUCCGCCAAGAUCUUGUGUGAAACAGUGAAGGACUUUGUUGCCAAAGUGGGGAAAGCGUAUGAGAAGAGCUCUGAAAAUGCGGACGAGUGCGACACAAUGUCUCUCAAAUGCGCCGUCCUGAACGAGAAACUGGACUCCCUCCUCCAGACCCUCAACGCAGAGUGCCAGGCUCUGCCUCUGCUGCCCCACUCCACUCCUCCCAUUGUGGAGGAGGAGCAGGAGGAGGAGGAGGAAGAGGAGGAGGAGGCCAGUGAGGAAAGCCUGACGGAGCUGAAGGAGAAGCUGGAGGAGGAGGAAACGGAGAAGAGAGGAGGAGGAGGAGGAGGAGGAGGAUCCCCACACCAGCUGUUCAAAAGCAGGGAGCAGCUGAUGCUCAGGGCAAACAGUCUGAAGAAAGCGGUCCGGCAGAUCAUAGAGCAGGCUGUGAGAGUGGUCGAUGAACAGAACGCCCACAUGGAGGAUACCGAACUCCCGUCUCCACUGGAGUUCAGAAAAGACAGCGAGGAGGAGAACAGAGACAGCGAAAAGGAUGAGGACACCAAGGAACUGGAGAUGGUGUCAUCUGCUAAGAGUCCCUGUUCUCCGACGGAGAGGAAGGUGAGCCGCAGCACCCAGUCGUACGGCUCCUUCACCAUCACCCCCUUCACCACAAGCAAAGAGAACCUCCCCGUGCUCAACACACGCAUCAUCUGCCCCGGCUUGCGAGCAGGGCUGGCUGCCUCUAUCGCUGGCAGCUCCAUCAUUAGCAAGAUGCUGCUGGCAAACAUCGACCCCUUCGGUGCUACGCCUUUCAUCGACCCCGACCUCGACUCGCUAGAGGGCUACAUGGAGAAGUGUGUCAUGAACAACUACUUUGGCAUCGGCCUGGACGCCAAGAUCUCCCUGGAGUUUAACAACAAGCGAGAAGAGCAUCCAGAGAAAUGCAGGAGUCGCACUAAAAAUAUGAUGUGGUAUGGAGUUCUGGGUACGAAGGAGCUCCUGCAGAGAACAUACAAAAAUCUGGAGCAGAAGGUGCAGUUAGAGUGUGACGGCCAGUACAUCCCACUGCCCAGCCUCCAGGGGAUCGCAGUGUUAAACAUUCCCAGCUACGCCGGUGGAACCAACUUCUGGGGCGGCACCAAAGAGGAUGAUAUCUUUUGUGCGCCAUCGUUUGAUGAUAAGAUCCUGGAAGUUGUGGCCGUAUUUGGGAGCAUGCAGAUGGCUGUGUCCAGAGUCAUCAAGCUGCAACACCACCGCAUAGCACAGUGUCGGACGGUGAAGAUCACCAUCCUGGGGGACGAGGGGGUUCCAAUCCAAGUGGAUGGGGAGGCCUGGAUACAGCCUCCUGGAGUCAUCAAGAUCCAGCACAAGAACAGAGCACAGAUGCUCACCAGAGACCGGGCGUUUGAGAACACGCUGAAGUCAUGGGAGGACAAGCUGAAGUACGACAAGCCUCCUCUGCGGCCUCACCUCUACCCACAGCAGUCUGUGGAUCUGGCUACAGAGGAGGAAGCUGCCCUGGUGCAAAUGUGUGCCCGAGCUGCAGAGGAGCUCAUCACAAGGAUUUGUGAGGCUGCAAAGACCAACGGGCUUUUGGAGCAGGAGCUGGCUCACGCUGUUAAUGCCGCGUCUCACGCCAUCAACAAAACGCACCCAAAGUUCCCAGAGAGCCUGACGAGGAACACGGCCAUUGAGGUGGCCAGCACCGUCAAGGCGCUCUACAAUGAGACCGAGUCUCUCUUGUUGGGCCGAGUCUCUUUGCAACUGGACCCACCGGAGGAGGAGCAUCUGUCCAGUGCUCUGCAGAGCGUGGAGUUGGAACUGGGCAAACUGGGAGAAAUCCCCUGGCUCUACCACAUCCUUCAGCCCAACGAUGAGGAGGACCACUCUCUGGGUUACGGCAAGAGGAACAGUCGCAGCAGCAUGUUCCGCAUAGUUCCCAAGUUCAAGAAGGAGAAGGCGGCCAAGAAGACGAGCCCUCAGUCAGUGGAGAGAUGGGGCACAGAGGAGGUGGGCGUCUGGCUGGAACAGCUGAGUCUGGGGGAGUACAGAGACACUUUCAUCCGACACGACAUCCGCGGCUCGGAGCUCCUGCACCUGGAGAGGAGGGACCUGAAGGAUUUGGGGAUAUCGAAAGUGGGUCAUAUGAAGAGAAUUCUCCAGGGAACUAAGGACCUGGCCAAGGCCUCAAUGGUUGACCUCUAACCUGGAAGCAAAAACUGCCAGAGAUGACAAGUACUCCCUUAAGGUGACUGGACGCAUUUGGUAGCACAGAAGACAGUGAGGAGGUUUUCAAGGAGAGCUGGAUUUUUAAUCCCUCUACUGAGAAAAGGUGAAUGUGGUGCGGUGAACAAGAUCCAUUUGCGUGUUUGUGCUUGGUGCCAAAAUGACACUCAAGGAUGCCGAUGGAAGUGUGAAGGGAAGUCAUGGAUCUUCACAGCAACAAAAAAGCCAUUUCUAAGUUAAUAACCACUCAUAGCACAUGACCAGGUAUGCAACUAAUCAUAAGUGACGACUAGAUCUCUGAGUUGUAGUCACAAACUAGUAGCAAAACUAAAACUUCCAUGAUUGUGGGGUUCAGCUUCAGUCCAGUUUGGCAGUGCAAUCUGCAGAUGCAAUAAAGCAUUUAAAGCAGCCUUUGGGUUUCCUUACAGAACAUGAACAUCACCAUCUUAUUCUUGGUGUUAAUGUUGAAGUUAUGGGAUGCUGUCGCAUGCUAUGCUUGCUCAACUUUAAGUAUCUUUAACUGCAUGAUUAAGUGACAUGAUUUUUUUGGUGUGUGCGUGUGUGUGUGUGUGCGCGCAAAGUAACACUUGAACAAGUUUUACAUGACUUAAGUAUUAUGAUGCCAUUUGCUACUACUGAAAGCAUCCUUUUUGGUCAAAAUCAAAUCUUUAUUUUGUUUUGUUUUUUUUUUUGCUUUAAAGCUUUAUUUUGUUUGCAUGACAAUGAUGUGUCAAGUUCUUUUGUCAAGUGCCAUACUUUGAGUCAUUUAGUGUAAAAUGUGCUUUAUUGGUAGUCAUAAGAUUUAAAUGAGAUAUGGCUAAAUGGAGUUAGUAUCUGUAAGUUGACAUCUUUUCUGUGGAUGUGAAAUCAGUACCAAAAUGAAUGUCUAAGAAAACACAUUGACCAGAUUAUUUUGUUCAGACUCUUAUUUAAUAGACCGGUAAAGUCUUAAGUCUUACUUCCAUAUAAGACGGGGAAAAGAUUAGUUUUAGCCAAGGAGAAAGUAUAAUUGUUGGUCAGGCGCCUACCACACAUAUUGUAGGGUUCUUAAAAUUUUUAAGGAAUACUUUAAGGCACUUUUCACUUCUUGCUUUAUGCAAGUGGAAAUCCUCAUAUCAUUACAUAGAAUUUAAAAAAAGAAAUUCACCUCAACUUUGUACCUUUUUGGCAGUUUGACACAGUAUUUAACACUAAUAGCUGUAAGAUAUCAGUUUUGAAUAAGUAAUGGGGCAGUUGAUCUGCAGCCUGCAUCGCGUCGUUCAAGUGCAGCUUUUCUUCAAUUUACAAAUGAGAUGUUGAUAGGACACUACUUUUACCUGUUAGUUUCUAAGACUGGUGGCAUUACAGGGUAUAUUUCUAUGUGUG